AUGGCAGAGAUCAAGGCUGAUGUGGAAUCUUCAAAGCUGGAUCUGCCGAUUGGCAGGGCCACGAAGCGCUCCCUUUGCACAAGCAUCUCUCUGUUUCUCCUCUCUGUUGCUGCUUUACCACGAUUCCUCUCAAGGCUUUUUUCAUUUUUCUGGCGGUGGUGGCUACUUUCGGUCUCCGUCGGUGGUGCAGUGCUGGAAUUUUCGAGUCCCUGGACUGCGAAAUUGGUUAUUGUUCGUGAUCAGUACGACUUUCUCCCAGCUUACGGCCGGGCUUUGAUAAGGAAGAACAAUCCUGAUAUUAUAUUUUUGUUUGAAACAAAGACUGCAUCUUCAACAGCUAGUUCUUUAUUGAUUCAGCUUGGUUACAGUAUGAAUGUUCAGGCUCCUCCCUCUGGCUCUCGAGGGGGUCUUUUUCUUGCCUGGAAAAAUGAUAUUACCCUUUCUGAUUUCUAUGUAUCUCAUGAUAUGAUCUGUGCUUGGUGUUCCUCAGACGCCCCUUCUGUAAAAUGGUUGAUUUCGUUUGUUUAUGGACCCCCUUAUCAGAAAUCCUAUUCUGAUUUCUGGACCACUCUAGCUGUUUUCGAAGAUAAUUGUGAUUUUCCCUGGCUUUGUAUUGGUGAUUUUAAUGCUAUAACUGCUCAACAUGACAAAUUGGGCGGUAGACCUUUACCAAUGUUCUCCAGGAAUACUUUUAGCUCUUUUAUGAAUCAGUUUGGUAUGAUUGACCUGGGUUUUUCUGAUAGGAAUUCUAUUGGUGAUUGUUUUGUUUCAAAUUUCAAGCAUCUUUUUGCCUCCACAAAUCCUACUGCUAACAAUGAGUUAUUAGAUCUUUUUCACUGCUCUGUCUCUGCUGAAGAAAAUAGUAUGUUAUGUGCUAUUCCGACUGAAACUAAAAUUCAUGCUGCUCUUGCCAGCUUGGGUGCCUCUAAGGCUCUUGGCCCUGAUGGUUUUACAGCUCUUUUUUACAUGAAAUAUUGGGAUAGUAUUAAACUGACUGUUCUUCAAGCUGUCUGGAAUUUUUUCAGGAAUAAUCAUCUGUUUAAGGAACAGAAUCACACUUUCAUAGCAUUAAUUCCAAAGAAGUUGGGUGCCUCCUCGGUGCAUCACUUCCGCCCCAUCAGCCUUUGUAAUAUUAUUUACAAGAUCAUCUCAAAGCUGCUUGCAAAUAAGCUGAAGCCUCUCCUCAACAAUAUUAUCUCUCCAUUUCAGACAGCCUUUGUUCCUAAUUGCCAUAUUCAGGACAAUUCUAUACUGGCUCAUGAAAUGCUCCACACUCUCAAAUCCAAAAGGGGUAGAGGGGGCCUAAUGGCUAUUAACAUUGAUAUGGAAAAAACUUUUGACAAGAUGGAAUGGUCUUUUCUGCUAGCUAUUCUUACGAAACUUAGAUUUCAUCCCACCUGGAUCAACUGGAUCAGGCUCUGCAUUUCGACCUCUUCCUUUUCGGUUCUUCUGAAUGGCAGCCCUUUUGGUUUGUUUUCCCCAUCUAGGGGUCUUCGUCAAGGUGAUCCCCUAUCCCCAUUUCUCUUUAUUAUUGGCACUGAAGUUCUCUCCCGACUGUUUCAUCAACGUCUUCGUGGUUUCAAAAUAGCUAGAUCUUGUUUUCCCUUAAACCAUCUUUUAUUUGUUGACGAUCUUGUUAUUUUCACCACUGCCACCUCUAGUGAAGCAAUUAUUAUUAAGGAGUGCCUCAACAAAUAUAGCUUUUGGUCGGGACAGACUGUCAAUGCUAGUAAAUCCAAUAUCCUUUUUAGCAAGAACACAGCUGCUUCCACUAUUUUGGCUAUCAGAAACUUUCUCCCUUACCAAACCACCCCAGCUACUGCUAAACACCUUGGGCUCCGUAUCCUGUAUGGAAAUUCUAAAAAAGCUGUUUUCUCAGAUAUCUUAGAUAAGGUAAAUGGGAAAAUCGAUGGUUGGAGAUCCAAAACUCUGUCACAAGCUGGUAAAACUACUUUGAUUAAAACCGUGGUCUCUGCUAUUCCUUCCUAUGCCAUGAGUUCUUUUCUGUUCCCAGAUGGUUUCUGUAAACAAUUGGACAGGGCUUUUAAAAAUUUCUGGUGGGGUUUCCCAAAGGACAAAGCCCGCAAUCUCUCACUUAAAUCUUGGGCUUCUUUAUGUUUGCCAAAAGAUCAAGGUGGCCUUGGAUUCAGACUUAUGAAAGAUGUGAAUUUAUCUCUGAUUUCGAAACUGGGUUGGAAAAUGCUCUCAAACCACAACAGCUUAUGGGUUUCUCUUUUUCAGAAUAAGUACAUCAGGUAUGGUAAUUUCUUAUCCUCUCCUUUUACAUCUGGUUCCUGGAUUUGGAAUGGCAUCAAGGCUACUCUCCCUAUCAUUUCUGCUGGAGCUUGUUUUAUUCCUCAUAAUCACUCAUGUCUCCCUAUAUGGUCUACACCAUGGAUUCCAACAUUACCUUCUUUUACGCCUAUACCAAGAUUGGCUUCUAUCCCCUCUAAUCACCCUUUAGCCAUUUCUGAUCUUAUUCAUUCUCCUACCAUGUCCUGGAAGCUAAAUCUCUUGCAUUUCUUGUUCGACCCCACUACCACCUCUGAAAUUUUAAAAAUUCAGAUUCGUACCCACUUUGACUCCCUUCUCUGGUCCCCUUCAACCACUGGUGUUUUCUCAACCAAAUCUACACAUCACCUCAUUAGCUCCUUCUCCCCUUCCACUCCCUCACCUCUCCCCAAAUCUUGUUGGACAGCUCUCUGGAAGCUUAAGCUGAAUCAUCGUUUAAAACUAUUUCUUUGGAAGAUGGUUUGGAAUAUUAUCCCCACAAAAUUUCGUAUUUCUCAAUCCAUCCCUGCUUCCCUAUCAGACACUAGUUGCUCCCUUUGCUCUUAUCCAACAGACUCCAUUUUUCAUCUCUUUUUCACUUGUCCCAUUGCUCGUGUGGUUUGGCGCCAAUCUUUUUGGCCUUUGGAUACAAUUGCUUUAAAUGUUACUAACAUGACAGAUUGGCUCCUUAUUAUUCUUCACCCACACCGUAUGCUUGGAGUCCCUCCAGCAGAGACUCAUAGGUUUCAAAUAUUUGCUACUGUUGCUUGUGAUUACCUUUGGUUUACCAGGAAUAAAGCUUAUCAUGAUGACAUUAUCCCGAAUGCUCUUCUUAUAUCAACUACUAUCAACAAGACAGCCAAGGAACACUUUUCAGCGUGGAAAACCAAAUAUGAUAAAACUCCUGAAGUCUGGAAGAGUCCCUCUCCUCCAUUUUUCAAGAUCAACUAUGAUACUGCUAUCAGGCCUACUUUUUCUGCUCAAGCUGCAGUCUGUAGAGAUUCCACUGAUUCUAUACUCAAGUGUUCCUCCAUCAUUCGCCCUCCUUGUUCUGCUCUUUAUGGUGAGGCUACUGCUGCUCUUCUGGCUGCUCAUUUGCCAGUUUCGUUAAGGUUACCCUCUUUUAUCUUAGAGGGUGAUUCUCUCAAUGUUACAAUGGCGCUUCAACAACCAGCAAUUACUAUUGAUUGGCGCAUUGCUUCCACCAUUUCCAUCAUUUACUCCAUCAUCCCACCAACAGCUAGCUGGAAAGCUAGUCAUGUAAACUGA
Molecule: messenger RNA, 3540 nt
Organism: Alnus glutinosa
Lineage: Eukaryota; Viridiplantae; Streptophyta; Magnoliopsida; Fagales; Betulaceae
Exons: 4
Coding region: 1-3540 (1179 amino acids)
Molecular function (GO): catalytic activity
Source: RefSeq, a predicted model, not a curated record